Molecule: messenger RNA, 420 nt
Organism: Drosophila hydei
Lineage: Eukaryota; Metazoa; Arthropoda; Insecta; Diptera; Drosophilidae
Product: kunitz-type serine protease inhibitor 2-like
Exons: 2
Coding region: 42-317 (91 amino acids)
Molecular function (GO): serine-type endopeptidase inhibitor activity
Source: RefSeq, a predicted model, not a curated record
UUUGUUCUUACAGUGCUUCAUUAGGCUCGAUCAGAUCGAAAAUGAAAAUUGCCUCAGCUCUAUAUUGCUUUUUUGCCCUGUUGAUGAUGUCGGCAACAGAGCGAACAGCAUUGGAACAGCAGAUAGAGUUCAGAAAUCGCAUUUGCUCAGCGCAUCCUCAAUAUGGCAAAUGCAACGGACAUCGACGGUUGUGGUAUUAUAAUCCCACUUACAAGCAUUGUCAAACAUUUAUUCACUCCAACUGCGGCGGCAAUGGCAACAGGUUCUUCUCUAGAGAGCAGUGCCUUAAAUUUUGCGUACUCCCUAAACUCAACUAGAGGAAAAGAUAUAGGAGUGUGUUGAGAAUACGAUGAAUUCUGUUAAAUUUAAAUAUUAUUGAAAAUUAAAACUAGAGUGUAGAUCGAUAUUCUGAAGAAAGUC